CAUCUCUUUAGUUCAACAGAAAAAGUGUCAGACAGCAGCAUGCUGCCACCAAACCUACUGAUCGUGUCGAUAGUCAUCCUUCUGGCAACUACAGCAUCUACGACACCUGUGGAGGAGAAGGAGGUGGAGGAGGUGGAAACGGAGGCCACAGAGAUGCUGGAGGGGGAGGUGUCUGAGGAGGAGGAGGGAGCUCAGCAGACCACCGUGUCGGCAGCGGCAGCCGGAGGUUCAGUUUCCAGUGGUCAUUCUCCAGAGAUGGGGUCUCAUGUAGGGGCAGCAGGAAGCUCUGCAGGUCACGGAGGUGAUCUCUCCUCUGUCGAUUUAGCAGCAGCUGGACAUCCAAGCAGCUCCUCAGGUUCUGAAGGCUCCACGGGUUCCGCAGCCUCUGUAGGCUCUGCAGGAUCUGCAGGUUUUGUGGACUCAGCAGGAUCUGCAGGUUCUCCAGGGUCUGUAGGCUCCAUGGGUUUUGCAGGUUCUGUAGAUUCUGCAGCUAUUUUAGACUCAGGAGGAUCUCCAGGUUCUGUAGCAGCUGAAAUCUCUGGUGUUUCUGCAGGUCAAACUCACCCAGCAGGAUCCGAGCGCCUACCAAGUCCAUCUAAAACAGACAUGAACGGUCCUGGUGGAAUAGACUCAGAGAAUAAUGGUAAUGGACAGAAGCUGCUGAACGGUGGAGGAGGUGGAGCCGGAGUCGACAGUCACACUGGAAUCGUUGAUCCGUCCAGUCAUGACUUCCUGCUCAACCUCAUGGGUGGUGGUUUGGUGGAUCCUUUCAGUUCAGAUGCUCACUUAAAUAUUCCAGCUCACUUGACCGCACCGCCUCACCAUGAGUUCUCAGGCCCUGGAGAGACAGCAGCGCCACCUGGUGGACAGAACAUCCCAGACUCGCCUGCAGAUUCUUUGUAUCACACUGUAGGAAGGGUUGACCAAUCAGGCGCAGGCGGCACCUCGCUGACAUCCGGAUCUGACCAAUCACUGGCCAGGCCUUUCCCAGGUUUCUCUCAUUCUGCAGUUUCCUCAACAUCUUUAAUAGACAAUGGCAACGGAGAUCACCAGCAGCAGACAAAUGGAGAAGAAUCCCCUGACAAUAAUGGAAACGGUAGACAGACUGUGCUGACAGACAUGAAUGGAGAAGUGACAGAAAGAAUGGUUUCUCUCCAUGAUGUUAACACUCAGAGCCUGCAAAUGCAAACUGAUCUCACAGGUGGAACAGAGUCUGUCACCCGUCUUCAUGUUGACUUCUUAAAUUCAGGUCUCGGCCGUGAUGUCACAUAGUUGUCUCCCAUCACUUUGAGCAUAGAACCUGCAGCUGCCGUCACCAACACGCUGAGCCCAGUUUCAGGUGUUUAUUCCAACACAGAUCAGGUUACUGUGCCAGCAGACUCCACAGGUACAGACACAGUUACAGCACAUCCAACAGGGACUCCAUUUGACUCCAGUCAUCUAGCAGGGACAGAUCACUCACAAAUGGCUGGUUCAGUCACUGAACAGUACAACCCAUCUGGUCAGGGUCCUGAAGGUGCUGAAAAUGUGGAAUUGGAGGAUACCUGCUGACUUCCACAUCAAGCCCCGCGUGCGGUUUAUCCGUUUUCAAAUUCCGUGUACCGACCAAUCAGCAUGGCCCAGGAAUUCUGACUCCACCCACUAGUUGUAGACCCCGCCCCCAACAAAUGAGAAAUGUUCCCUUUUGUUGUUUAAAUAUUUAAAAAACGAAUGUUUGUGGACGUUUCAAAAGGUUUUCUUUUGUUUUAGACCAUCUUUGGGUCUGCUCCUUUAUCUACCACUGGGGCACGAUCCGGCUAGACGUGAGGACGGAGGAUUAAGUCGCGUCAAUAAUUACUGACGAGAUAAGUGUGUGAAAAUAAAGAAAAACCACUCGCUGGUCAUUUCCCAAGCUGGAAUGUAACAUGACGACUCAUUACUUGCCUCACAUCUUUUUUAAUGGUGGUGGUGAAGAGCCACUUAAAGGGGAAUUAAAUUAAUAAGAAUAAUUCAGGUGAAUCUCGAUCGUCUGAUUGCGUAUUAAUGGCGUCAAACAGGAUGUGGUUGUAAAUUGUGGUUUUGAACUUCAACAAUAAAAGCUUUGUCUAUUUUGAACAUCAAAUUGUUGCCUUUUGUCCCACUACUGUACAUGGAAGUGAAAUAAUCACUCGCUGUGCAGCUGUGUUCAAAACAAUUUAUUGAACAAAAGUUUUGCAACCAGAAUACUUCAACAUUCGACCCUCCUCUUCCCAACAUGUAGAGAGCCGUCAAGAAAAUUAAAGAUGGAUGGCUUAUUUGUUGGAAUUAAAUGCAAAAAUCAAAUAAAGUCAAUAUAUUAUUCGCGGCGGAUUUUACAUGGCAGAGCUUCCUGUCUACAGCGUCUGACAAACCUGUAGCGCAUCUGAGGACCGACGCAUCAGGACAUCAGGAGCCACCUCACUGUCAGAGACUUGUGCUUGAUACAUUUAAACUGAGAAUUUAUUGUAGAUCAGAUUAAAUCUAAAAUGUAUAAAUCAAGUCAAUAAUUUAUAAUCUAUAUUUUUGUUUCAUAUGCAUUUGAUAUGGAGCAAGUGUUUUGCUUAAAGUGUUUUUAUUUAGAUUACUGUGGUUUACAGCAAAUGAAAUCCCGAAAUUCAGGUUCUCUGAAAAUGUGAAUGUUAUAGAAGAGCAACAGAAGCAGUUUUAAUCCAAACAUAUUAUGUUGAUCAAGCCUAAAAAUGGAAAGUUGGGUGGAAGGAAAAAGUAUGGUAGAAGGUGAACGAGCAACAUAAUCUAAUACAGGUGUAAUAAGGAAGCGAAGCAAAGUCUAAUCAAGAGUCUGCUUGAGAUUAAUUUCAGAGAACUCAAUGAUUUUAUCUGCUGCUAACCUUCAAGAUGAUGAUUUCAUUGGGAUUUAGUCAUUAAUACGCCUGCAAACUGACCUCACCCUCACAGAGAAUCUAUCGGCUUCUGUCAAAUUGGGAGAUGAAAUGCCAGACUCAACAAUGCAGAUAAGUUGAAAACCAAGUUUAAAACGUCAUCAGCACCUCCAUUCUAUGCCGCAUUGAUUCAGUAAUUCAUGCAAAAUGAGUCUCAACCAGCCACUGACUGCUGAUGUUUCAGUUUGCCUGAACUUCAGGAUCAAACGUCCUUUUUUUAAAUUGUAACUUAAUAUUCUGAGAACCUGAAUUUUUGUUUUCCAUUAGAUGUUAGCCGCUGGAAAUAUAUCUUUGUGUGUAAAGAAUACUCAUAAGUUUAUCCUUUUGAAGUGAACCAACUUUUCAAUAAUUAAGUUAUUAAGAUUUGUAUUUGUUCAGUUGUAGCAUUUCCACACCUGAUAAGGUUUUUGAGCCUAUAGCUCUAGAAAGACAGUGGAGUGUUGAUGAAGUUAAGAGUGAGGAAAAUGUGCCGUAUAUUCUUCAAUAAAGUUGCAAUCUCAUGUUUUCUUAAUGUGCAGCCCUUGUUUCAAACACACAUCUUUGCUAUUGUAAUAUAUUAAACCUGCACAAUCCCAGCCAAACUUUCCUUAUACAUUUUAAAUAAAGUAACUUCACUUUAAGCUCUAAUAAUCCUUCCGCAGCUGAAGUUGGAAGUUUAUUCAAAUAAAAGAAACGUGAGUAUAAAAGGUAAAUCCAUGCUUGAGACUGUGAGUACAAACAAUCUCGGAUAUGUUUCAUUAAAACUGAAACGCGACACCUGAUGUCCUGAAGUAAGUUUUUGCCAUAAAUCUGAUCUGGUUCUGGCAACACUGGACCCAACAAAAGUACCAUUACACAGAAAUGCCCCCACUCUAAACUCACUUUGGGAAAAUGGGUCCAAAAUGUAGAAAACUGAUGGAGCUGCUGACAAACUAAUGUGUUUUAGACCAGACGGAGAAACCUUCUAAGAAAAGUAAACAGUGAUUUAACCUAGCUUGUUUUCUGUGAGCAAGUGGUCCAGUUAAAACUCUCCAGCAUAACAAACCUCUUGCUAAAAGUUUUUCAUCUUAUUUUUGUUUUGGAGAUACUUUAAGUUUCUGUCAAAACUCCAGCACUAUCAGGAGUAGGCAUGGGCCGGCUACCGGUUUCAGAGUCUACCAAGGUUUUAAAAAGCUGCGGUUCCAAAAAACCGUUGAGAUUUUCCACCAUCUUGUUCCUUCCUAAAAGCUCAGAAAAUACCAAAAAUGCCAGAAUGUUCUGACUUAUUGCUGCGCUCUCCUGGUCAUCUAUUAAAACUCUUGCAUCCUUUCCACUUCCCACUCGCAAAAACACUGACAAAAGCUACAAUAUUCAGCACAACAAGCGUUUCAAAAAUC
Molecule: messenger RNA, 4252 nt
Organism: Xiphophorus couchianus (Monterrey platyfish)
Lineage: Eukaryota; Metazoa; Chordata; Actinopteri; Cyprinodontiformes; Poeciliidae
Product: collagen alpha-2(I) chain
Exons: 27
Coding region: 40-1272 (410 amino acids)
Source: RefSeq, a predicted model, not a curated record